Lolium perenne is the source of this 1224-nucleotide messenger RNA. Its product is annotated as large ribosomal subunit protein uL10. Gene Ontology annotation, biological process: ribosomal large subunit assembly; ribosome biogenesis; cytoplasmic translation. The record is from RefSeq and is a predicted model, not a curated record. Gene Ontology annotation, molecular function: structural constituent of ribosome; large ribosomal subunit rRNA binding. Gene Ontology annotation, cellular component: cytosolic large ribosomal subunit. Lineage: Eukaryota; Viridiplantae; Streptophyta; Magnoliopsida; Poales; Poaceae.
UCCGCCGCGCUGCCGCAAAAGCUAUCUAGCUCCUUCUCACCUCCCUCCUCUCGCCACCCCAGCGCGCGCAGAUCCGGCUAGGGUUAGGGUUCCCGGCGGCGAGCGAUGGCGAUCAGGAAGACCCAGACCAAGGCCGAGAAGAAGCAGGCGUACGACCGGAAGCUGUGCAAGUUCCUCGACGAGUACUCCAGGGUGCUCAUCGCCGAGGUGGACAACGUCGGCUCCACCCAGCUCGCCGCCGUCCGCAGGGGCAUCCGCGGCGACUCGGAGAUGCUCAUGGGCAAGAACACCCUCAUCCGACGCUGCAUCAAGGUGCACGCCGAGGCCACCGGCAACGACAAGAUCAAGGCCAUCAUACCGCUGCUCCAGGGAAACGUCGGCCUCAUCUUCACCAAGGCCGACCUCAAGGAGGUUCGCGAGGAGGUCGCCAAGUACAAGGUUGGGGCCCCUGCUCGUGUUGGGCUGGUUGCUCCUAUUGAUGUGGUGGUUCCCCCAGGCAACACUGGUCUGGAUCCCUCCCAGACUUCUUUCUUCCAGGUGCUUAACAUCCCCACCAAGAUCAACAAGGGCACUGUGGAAAUCAUUGCCCCUGUGGACCUCAUCAGGAAGGGUGACAAGGUGGGCUCGUCCGAGGCUGCCUUGCUUGCCAAGCUCGGUAUCCGCCCAUUCUCCUAUGGUCUUGUGAUCACCAAUGUCUAUGACGAUGGGUCGGUGUUCAGCCCUGAGGUUCUUGACCUCACCGACGAAGACCUGAUCGAGAAGUUCGCUUCUGGUGUCUCCAUGGUUGCGUCACUGUCCCUGGCAGUCUCGUACCCAACCAUGGCUGCUGCACCGCACAUGUUCCUCAAUGGGUACAAGAAUGUGCUUGCUGUUGCUGUGGAGACAGAUUACUCGUUCCCUCAUGCUGAUCAGAUCAAGGAGUACCUCAAGGACCCCAGCAAGUUUGCUGUUGCGGCGCCAGCUGCUGCCGCGCUGUCUGGUGGUGCUGCGGCUGCUCCCGAGGAGGAGAAAGAGGAAUCUGAUGGUGAAUCUGACGGUGAGGGAAUGGGCUUUAGCCUGUUCGAUGACUAAGAAGUUGAUCUCAGGUUACCCGUUCUACCGUAGAUAGAUGAUGAGUGAGCUCUUUUAUCUUAGUUGGCAUCUCAUGCUCUUUGCUGAAAGAAUCAUGCUGGACUGUACUGUGUAUUCGACAAUGCUGGUAUCGUUCGACCUGUCAUGUUGGUA